This is a messenger RNA of Arthroderma uncinatum, 1257 nucleotides long. RefSeq names its product actin patch protein 1. NCBI's taxonomy places the organism in Eukaryota, Fungi, Ascomycota, Eurotiomycetes, Onygenales, Arthrodermataceae. The coding region runs from base 1 to 1257 and encodes 418 amino acids. Gene Ontology annotation, molecular function: phosphatidate phosphatase activity. The record is from RefSeq and is a predicted model, not a curated record. Gene Ontology annotation, cellular component: actin cortical patch. The transcript has a single exon.
AUGACACCCUUACCAGGCUCCGGCGAGACGCCCGGAGAGCGAGAGGAUCGUGAAUCUGGAGGCUUCCCCCAGGUCGAGAACAAGCUCUCGCUAGAUCCUACCUCCGUCCUGAGAGUUGCAUCAUGGAUCACCUAUUUCUCAUCUUCCCUCACCAUGAAGCUCACCCCGGGAAGCCAGCUUGUCGACCCAAAGAAACACAUCGUUUGGCUCUUCGACAAUACCGCAUAUCAACCUGCACAUGGCCCAGUGUACGGCCCUAUCGGAUGGCACGCUCAUGUAGUUGGGUGCAUGUUUGAGAAACACGGACGACAGGAUAUCGGUAGAUGGGUUGCCAUCAUCGCUGACCUGGUCGGUCUAGACGGCAAUCCAGGCCUCGACAAGGAAGCUGUCCGCAAACGAAUUGCCAUGCGUAUACAACCUUUCCUUAACGCCGUUGUGCCCAAUCGGUUUAUCAAGCUGGAGGUCCCGAUUUCCAGCGGAGAGGUGCAUAGAUUUAAACUAGGCAGCUCCAACAAGGACGGGAUUUCCGAGGACGAUAUUCGGAUUUUUCCCGCAGCCGGCGUCCAUGAUGGAACAGUGGUGCAAUCUCAGGCGAGAAAUUGGGGACCAAAGCCUUUGACCAUGAUGACAACUUUUGCAGCGCAGGAAAGCUGGGCAGUCAUCUCAGACGUCGACGACACGAUCAAAUAUACCCAGACGCCAGACGCCAUCGGCAUUCUACGAACAACUUUCGUCGAUGACCCGAAAGCGAUCGCAGGCAUGCCAGAGGUAUAUACUCAUAUCCAACAGCAACUCAACCCGACCUGGUUCUACCUCUCAGCUUCUCCGUAUAAUUUAUACGAAUUUUUGCACGGAUUCCUCCGCUCAACCUUCCCACGAGGCACACUCCUACUCCGUGAGGGCUCGUGGAUGGACCUGGCUGGUCUACUGAGGUCAUUCUCUCAGGGUACACAAGAGUACAAAGUUAGCCAGCUGGACAAAGUGUUUGGUUGGUUCCCGAUGCGCAAGGUCUUGUGCAUUGGAGACUCGACACAGAGUGAUCCAGAGGCUUAUGCGGAAGCGUAUAAAAAGCACGAUGGCUGGAUCAAGGCCAUCUAUAUCAGGAAAGUGACCGAUGUGGGGAAUAUGGGGGAUAGGAAUGACCCCGAAAGAUUUGAAAAGGCAUUCGAGGGCAUUCCUCGAUCCGUUUGGAGGGUAUUUGAGCAUGCAGAUGAGCUGUCGGCGCUUGUUGAUGAGCUCAAGAGUCAACCAUCUUAG